CAACGUUUUUUCUCAUUUUCCAGAGGCGCAGCAGAGAAUGACAAUGCGGCCGUCGGUAUGGUGGAACACGACGGUGCUGAUCGUGAUCCUGUACCUAUACGUGACGAUGGUGCAGUACAUACGUGCGGCUGAGAUCUCCUCCACCACAGGGGCUAUGCGCGCUAAACAGUACUACUCCGGUGAGAAGCUAUCCCAGUACCGCACGCGCGAGGACCCGGAUGAGGAACUGGACAUCGCCUCCGUUGAGUCCGAACCUCAUCAUCAGUUCGUGCGAAACCAGGAGCCAAAACAGGAGGAGCUUAGUGGGGCUGAAUCAACAGUUCAACGUAACUACCGCGUGCCGCAGUACAUCCGUGGGGGUGGUGGUGACGCAGGAGUGGGUGGAGGCGGCGGAGAGGCUCCGCUCGAUUCAGAGCCAGCAGCAGCCGCUUCCAUCGCCUCCGGGCAUGCGGCCGAAAACUCCUACCAUCCGAGCUACGACGGCGACUCAACGGCCUUCUCGCACGGCGUCCAGUUUAGCUCCGACCUCAUUCAGGACCCCGGCUACCAGCUCGAAUUCAAGUACCACGACUACGACAAGAUGACGAAGUUCCUCAGGACCACUUCUUCCCGUUACCCCAACCUCACCGCUCUUUACUCCAUCGGCAAGUCCGUCCAAGGUCGAGAUCUGUGGGUAAUGGUAGUGUCAGCCUCACCGUAUGAGCACAUGAUCGGGAAACCUGAUGUCAAAUAUGUUGCAAAUAUGCAUGGAAACGAAGCAGUUGGACGUGAGCUUAUGCUUCAUUUGAUUCAGUACCUAGUGAAUAGUUACAACACGGACCCUUACAUCAAGUGGCUGCUGGACAACACACGAAUCCAUAUCCUGCCGUCUAUGAACCCUGAUGGUUUCGAAGUAGCUAGGGAAGGGCAGUGUGAUGGAGGCCAGGGCCGCUACAAUGCACGAGGAUUUGAUCUGAAUCGCAACUUCCCGGACUAUUUCAAGCAGAACAACAAACGUGGACAACCUGAGACAGAUGCUGUUAAGGAAUGGACCUCCAAGAUUCAGUUCGUCCUCUCUGGUGGCCUCCAUGGUGGUGCUUUGGUGGCUAGCUAUCCUUUUGACAACACGCCUAACUCAAGAAUUUGUAAAUCUUCGCCACUGUGUGCAGUGUUCCAGAGUUAUUCAUCUACGCCCUCGUUGACGCCGGAUGAUGACGUAUUCAAACAUUUGGCUCUCACCUAUUCUCGGAACCAUCCAACGAUGAACCAGGGGCUCUCAUGUAAGCCUGGCACUCCCUCUUUCAACCAGGGUAUUACCAAUGGUGCUGCCUGGUACCCAUUGACCGGUGGAAUGCAGGAUUUCAAUUACGUUUGGUAUGGCUGCAUGGAGGUGACAUUGGAGCUUUCCUGCUGCAAAUAUCCUCCCGCAACAGAACUUCCCAAACUGUGGGAAGAAAAUCGCUUGUCUCUAGUAAAAUUUUUGGCUGAGGCUCACAGAGGAGUCCACGGUUUUGUAAUGGAUGAACAUGGAAACCCAGUUGAAAAGGCCUCUUUGAAAGUGAAAGGACGUGAUGUAGGCUUCCAGACAACCAAGUACGGAGAAUUCUGGAGAAUACUUUUACCGGGUAUUUAUAAACUGGAGGUUUACGCCGAUGAUUAUGUUCCUCGCGAGGUUGACUUUAUGGUAGUCGACCAGCAUCCAACCCUCCUAAAUGUAACACUACAUCCGUCCAAGCGAUUGGAUAACUUCUACCGUCCUGCAACCGGACCACACUAUUACCACCACCACCCUCAUGCAAGCAUUGCCAUUGGUGCCAAGCCAAACUCUGACUCAGGAAUCCUGUCGAGUAUCACAUCUGGUCUCAAUAAUUUAGUCAGUAAUAUCUUUGGUUGAACAAAAGUUGAACCGUCGCAAAAUCUCAACAUGUUAGUUAAUUUAUUUAAUUAUAUAAUUCAUUAAAGUAUCAAGACUGGUUUGAUUGCGUUAAAAGCAAUAA
Messenger RNA from Bemisia tabaci, 1976 nucleotides. NCBI's taxonomy places the organism in Eukaryota, Metazoa, Arthropoda, Insecta, Hemiptera, Aleyrodidae. The record is from RefSeq and is a predicted model, not a curated record.